This is a messenger RNA of Columba livia (rock pigeon), 3303 nucleotides long. RefSeq names its product LanC like glutathione S-transferase 1 (gene LANCL1). NCBI's taxonomy places the organism in Eukaryota, Metazoa, Chordata, Aves, Columbiformes, Columbidae. The coding region runs from base 77 to 1279 and encodes 400 amino acids. Gene Ontology annotation, cellular component: plasma membrane. The record is from RefSeq and is a predicted model, not a curated record. The transcript is spliced from 9 exons. Gene Ontology annotation, biological process: carbohydrate metabolic process; peptide modification.
GGGGCGGGGCGGGGCGGGACGGGACGGGACGGGGGCGGGUCGCAGCGGAGCGAAGCGAAGCGGAGACGCCAGCACCAUGAUGGCGGAGCGGGCGCUUCGUAACCCCUAUGCGGACUAUGACAAGUCGUUGGCCACCAACUACUUCGACGGCGCCGGGAGGCUGACCCCUGAGUUCACGCAGCGGCUGAAUAACAAGAUCAGGGAGCUGCUCCAGCAGAUGGAGGGGGGCCUCAGGUCGGCUGACCCAAAGGACUGCACGGCAUACACUGGCUGGGCAGGCAUUGCUUUGCUGUAUUUGCACCUGCACGAUGUGUAUGGAGACCCAGCCUACCUUCAGGUGGCCCACGAGUACGUGAAGAAGAGCCUGAGCUGUCUGACAAAACGAUCCAUCACAUUCUUGUGCGGAGAUGCGGGGCCCCUGGCAGUGGCUGCUGUCGUCUACCACAAACUGCAGAACCAGAAACAAUCGAAGGACUGCAUCACUCGUUUGCUCCAUCUACACAAGCUUGACUCACGAGUGCCAGAUGAACUGCUGUACGGGCGCAUGGGCUAUCUCUAUGCACUGCUAUUUGUGAACAAGCACUUGGGAAAGGAAAAGAUCCCUCAAAGUCUCAUUCAACAGGUCUGUGAAGCCGUUGUAGCCUCAGGAGAGAGCUUGGCCAAAAGGAGGAACUUUACAGAAAAGAGCCCGCUGAUGUACGAGUGGUACCAGGAGUACUACGUAGGGGCAGCCCAUGGUUUGGCUGGGAUUUACUACUAUCUCAUGCAGCCUGACCUUGGAGUGAGCCAAGUAAAACUGCACAACACAGUCAAACCCAGUGUGGACUAUGUCUGCCAGCUCAAGUUCCCAUCUGGCAAUUACCCUCCAUGCAUCGAGGACAGGAGAGACCUACUCGUCCACUGGUGCCAUGGGGCACCAGGUGUUAUCUACAUGCUUGUCCAGGCCUACAAGGUCUUUGGGGAACAGCAGUACCUAGAUGAUGCCCUGCAGUGUGCAGAAGUGAUCUGGCAGUAUGGGCUACUGAAGAAGGGCUAUGGGCUGUGCCACGGGACAGCUGGCAAUGCUUACGGCUUCCUAGCACUGUACAACUUCACCCAGAACAUGAAGUACCUGUACAGGGCCUGCAAGUUUGCAGAGUGGUGUCUAAGCUAUGGUCAACAUGGGUGCCGGACUCCAGACACACCAUUCUCUCUCUUUGAAGGAAUGGCUGGAACAAUUUACUUUCUUGCUGACCUGCUGGUGCCAACCAAAGCCAGGUUCCCUGCAUUUGAACUCUAAAUCUGAGCUUGGCAGUUUCCUGCCUGAAUCCUUCUGCACUUGGAAAAGCAGUUUGAAGUUGCUUUCUCCUUCUUCCAACUCAUCAUUGUUCACCUAACUGAAUGUAAAUCCAUCCUUCUGAGGGCAUGCUGAGUUCUCUAAUAUUUCUAGCCAUCUCAUUGCAUUGUUUCAAUUUAAAAGAUAGAACAGAUUUGCUGGUGUCUCCUGAAAACGCAGGGCUGCAGGUAGGAGCAGGGAGAAAAUGUACAGUAGUUUGUUGGCUAUAGUUUUGCUAUUUUCUGUGUCACAUUUCCUGGGAGAAAGUUUUCUAUCAAAUGUAAUUUCAGCUAUUUUUUUGUUGUUGUGCUGACAAGUAGUUGCAGCAAAUUAGUUGCCUUUGGUAAACAAAAGAUGAAAAAUUGAGACUAUUGCCCUGUCUCUUUCUGAGCACUGAGGGAGUAAGCAGUUUAGUAGCUGGGCUGCUGCACAUGAAGCAAAUGUGAUAGACUGGGGAGUCUUUAAAUAUGUUUUUUUAAUGUCAGAUUGCAAGUGGCACAGCUGGAACUGAAAUGCCAAAGUGUUGUCCUCAAUUUCUACCUAUCAUUAAAGGGAAAGACUAUGUAUAGCUCUUUUUUUUUUUGCACUUUUUCCAGUGACAGACAAAUAAUCCACUAGCUUUUGUGCUUAUUUGCUGUCUUAUGCUAAACCUUGCAAAAGUCCAUUGAUCAUCUAAUGGAAAGCUCCAUUCUAAAAGUGAGCUAAGCACGCUAGCUGGUGUGGUCUCUUCUUCGCUUUCAAAGUUCAUUUUGCAGUCUUUAUUUAAAAUUGUGUAUGAAUAUUUUAGGUGGUAGAUGGUGCCAGACCCAGAAGCAGCAGCAUGGGAAAGGAAACAUAUUCCACUGAGUUCUGUCAGUAUUUAGCCUAAUAGCUGUAUAGCAGUUGUUUAGAUGGUUUGUUUUAUAAGCUUUCCUGAACCUGGAUAAUUGGAGUCACUUGUUUACCUUGUUACUGCUUGUUGUAGUUUGAUAUGCAACUACACAUCUACCCAACUGGAAGAUCUGCCCUAGGCUAAAUAGCUUUGGCCUGUCAAGCAGACCAGAUACUCACAAGGGGUAAAUCUGCUUUUCUGUCCGUAGGUGAUUCUGCACUAAGUUGCAGCAAUUAGGGACCUGACCCUGUGAACCACUUUCUUAGCACUGAGCGUGAGCUAAACACCGAGCGCAGAGAAAGGUACUGAUGCAGCCGCACCACUUUGUGCUGUUUGAGGGCAGCUCCUCAGCCUGCACAAGGGUGAACAUGGGUUUUGAUCUAAAUUUAAGGACACAACUGCCGAGUCCCUCAGGCCACCUAAGAGUGGGUGAGUGAGCAGCUCCAGGGCAGUGUGGGCAACCUCCAACCUGCAUGCUCAUGCACCAGCCAUAGUGAAGCAGGACCAAACCCGGCACACUAACACAGUUAGCUCACACACGCCUGAACACAAGACAGCCAACCGUAGCAGCAUAGACAGGCCCUCAAGAAUCUCCUGGAUGGGUUGCUCUAGCAAGGAGUAGAAACCAUUCCUAGAAGGCCACCUCUUUCUUCAAACUGCAGCCUUCUGCUGCCAUCACAUGUUUCUGGAAGUUCAUCAAAAGAUAGCUUGAAGCAAAGAGGAGCUCAUCUGCUUUGGGCUGGACAUCACUCUCAGAAGCCUCAAGCUCAAACAGACUCAGCUGUGGUCCCCUUUCAUUCUUGGGGCCUGAACACCAUGAACUCCCUGGGUGACUGGAAAGGAGGAAACAGGAUUUGACUAAUCAGACAGUUUGGGGUGGGAUCCUCUAGUACAGAGACCUGUUGUAAGUUACCUCCCAGCUUGGCUCAUGUGAUAGCAGGGACACUGCUCUGAGCCUGGGUUUCUCCUGGGCACUGCUUUCUAUAAAGGAGAUAGCUCUUGCAGCCUGGUGUCGCGGCAGCAUCAUAUCCCAGUGUUUGUACACUGAUCAGGGGAUUGUCAGGGCCUGGUAUACAACUUAUGAGUGAAGCACUGUUUAAUAAAGUGUUGAAACAAA